This is a messenger RNA of Saccostrea echinata, 3729 nucleotides long. RefSeq names its product trichohyalin-like. Lineage: Eukaryota; Metazoa; Mollusca; Bivalvia; Ostreida; Ostreidae. The coding region runs from base 108 to 1781 and encodes 557 amino acids. The record is from RefSeq and is a predicted model, not a curated record. The transcript has 14 exons.
UUAACGAAUCGUCGAAUGAAAAUAUUUUUUCUCUGCCCCUUUAUGCUGUGAAGUACUGCUGUAGUUGUGAUUCUGCAUUAUUACAGUGAAGAAAUUAAAGGAGGAAAAUGGUUCUAACAGAUCUUCCAUUUGAAAGAAAUGCCCUCAUACACAGCAGAUACAAUGCAAUCUGUCGACCAGGAAGUGCUCCACCAUUUAAGGCAGAUGAAGAAACUCAUAGGUCUUCUUCCAAGGACUAUGCAGCUUUCCUCAAAGAUCAAGAGAGAAAAGUUGGACCAGAGGGGUUUUUAGAUUCUAACAGAUACUCUCACUCUUUCCUUAUAAAAAAAGAUGCUACUGGACGUCGUAGAGCGGCCAGUGUGUCAGGUCAGCCCUCGGUGGUCACCCUGACCUCUCGUAUAGAGCAGGAUAAAAAGGGCUAUCAAAGACGAAUCAAAGUCAUAGAGGAUCAUAUGUGGCAACACAAACAAGAGGAGAGGGAAUUAAAGAGAACAGAAGGGGAUAUCAUUAAAAACCAGAGGGCAGUCAGACACACUCUCAGGGAUUUUGAAAAUGCUAUAAAUAAGAAGAGAAUGGCAGAAGAGAAGAAGCUUAGUCAGGGUCUGGAGAAAUAUACAGUGCUUAGAAGAGACCAUGUUCAUAAAAAGGAAGAGUUAACAAAGAAUCGCACACAGAAUAAUGUUCAUGCUAACCAGGCUUUCAAAGAUCGGGAUAGAAAAAAUCAGCUUGCAAAGUCAGACUUAUCCAGACAGUACAAAGCUAAGAUGAGUGAAUUGGAGCUUAAGAGAAUGGAUGUCAUGAGAAUGAGUUCUGAUUAUGAGACAAAAAUGAAAAAGAAGGAGGAGGAACAGUUUCGAUUAAAGCAAGAGUUAGCUGACCUUGCAAUCAAAUUGAACAUGGAGGCUCAAAAAGGGAGAAAACAGAAGUUUGAUAUGGAAAAAGAAAAGAAGAAGGAGCAAACUAAUAAAAUUCAAGAGGAUUUAACAGCUGAGAAAACUGUGGAAAAUAAACUAAUGAGAAGUGAUGGCGAUACAAAAGCAGCAGAAUCAACCAAAAGAAAACUCAGUGCUGAUCUAACGGUGACUAAAUCUCAUCUGGACAUCAAAAAACGAGAUGAACAAAGACAUCUGACAGAUACUCAGUUUAGACUUGUAGACAACUCUAACAUACAGAAACAGUUAAAUGAAGCUGCUGAAUAUGCAGAGAUGGACCUUAAGGCAAAACAAAUAGAUAAAAAUGUAGAGGCUCAUAAUAUGAGAAGAAUACAUUUAAUGAAUUCAUCAUUGAAAGCCAGAAAAGAGAAAGGUGCUCAACAUGAAGAAAUAUGCCAAUCUAGAUUCAAAAAGAGAUUCAACGAUAAACAGCGCUUAGAGCAUGAAGAUUCCCUUAAGUUUUUCCAGAAAAUGGUGACAAAGGGUGAUGAUUUGGAGCACUCCUUGUACAACAAGAUGAGGAAUGCCGAGUAUGCUCGCCAGAAGCAGGAGCAGACGGUCAGACGAAUGCAGCAGCAGUUAGCAGAGCUCAAGAGGAAGAAUGCCAUCCGAGUUAAAAAUGAGCUUGCUGAAACUUACAGGGAAGAGACUGAGCUUGAGCAAUCACUUGUAAGAGAAAAGGCAGAAUUAGACAAGGUGCAUGCACAGAGGGAAGAGAGUUAUGAAAAGUUGCAGAAGCAUCGACAGAUGUUGAAAGAAGACAAACACAUCUUAAAGGAGCAUGAACGGGAGCAUACCAGACUGCUUCGAAUAGGAGCAAAAACAGAUACAGCCACUGAAGCUUAUUAAAAGUGACUUGACUGUUGUAAUUGGUUCAAAAGAAGACUGGCUGGUAUGCUUUUUUACCCAAGGUCCUGUGUGACAACUUUACAGUCAUCCAAGCAUUUUGCAUACAUUGUCUUCAUGAUGCUAACCCAGUGUAUCAGUUGAAACAGGGUCACUGAAGUGUUUUGCUAGGUGCAGGGUCAUCUGAAUGUUUAACAGUUGCAUGAAAACAUGUUCUCUUUCCUCUUGAUUCAUGGUUGAAUCUCUUGCAAGUAACUGAAAGUAAAUCACAUAGUUUGCAUCUCACAAAAACAUAGGAAAAGCACAAGCCCUGAGAAGUUUUAUUCUAGUCACCAAUUGUCACAGACAGAAUUACAAUUUGGUCAUUCUUACAAUUCCAUAAUUAGUAAAUUGUGGCCCCUAAAUUCUGUUAAGAUUUAGUUUAAUAUUUAAGCACCGAAUUGGCUUUAUGUAAGAAUUGUGUAAUGUAUUUAUGAAUUGAUAAAUCCAUUUGCAUUCUAUAAAUGUGUGUCUAGUGCGUUACUUAUUCUACCUAUGAAAUUUACUCAGAAUAACUCUGAAAAGAGACAUGUUAACUAUGAUUCCUUACCUCUAGGCAUCAGUUUUUAACUCCUCAUGCAAACUAGCUUUUAUUGCCUUUAUUUUUUAUGUAAUAUAAAUGUUUUUUUAAAAAAUGCCAAUUUUUGUAAAGCUAUCGCAUCUUUUUUUAAAAUUUAAUUUUGUUUGCAGCAUGUUCCAGAACUCUGACAGAAAUUAUUUUAGUAUCCCAUUGUACAGACAUUUGUAUGAAGUUUAAUAACAAAUAUAUAAAGGAUUGUUAACAGAAACAGAGAAGGAUAUAAAAUGUGUGAAAGUGGAUCAGAUGACCUUAACGAAACUGACGAUGUAUUUUGUCCAUUCUUUUUUAUGUUGAGUAGUAUUCAGGUGUCUUUACACAUUUGGAAGUGUUUGGUGCUAGAAAUUCAGGGACUCUUGCCCUUAAUUCUUUCUAAAAAUAACCCUUUUAGCACAUCUGGUUAUCACUGAGGGAAAAGAUAGUUUACAAGGAAAAAAUUACCAUUUGCAGUUGUAUGUAUUAUCUGGAAUCAGAAUGGCUUAUUUCUGGCCAACAAAUUCAACUUUACAAUUUUGUACAAUGUGCUCAGAAUUAUAGUCUAUAAUCUGUCUCCUUUGAGAUGAAUAGUCCCAUAAAUUUAAUUCAUGUAAUAUUUAAUGUUAGGUAUUAAAAUGACACAACUCCAAUUAAAAUGUGACAAUUUGAUACAAACUGUUUUAUUAGACAGUCAAUUUGGUGGCAAAAUGAUGUGUUAAUCUGCAUUACUGGUGAAUUCAUGGGGUGUUAGAUAUCCUUUAUAAUACAGACUUAAUGGGGAAAUGUGAAGAUGAGUCUCAAAAGUGCUUAAGAUUUCAAGUGAUACUGAUUUAAAAGUCAGUCUAGAAUUGUAAUGUGUUGUUCACAUACAAUGUCACAGGAUAUUAGAACUGCCUUUUGUUGAAGUUUUUGUUGCUUCUCUUAAAUGCAUGCCUUAAACUCGGUCUCAUUGUGGUUGUUCUACAUAUAUAUUGAAGAAAUCAUAUGAUUUUCUAUUGGGAAAUCAUUGUACUGCAAUCUUUAUAGAUAAAAAUACAUAAAAAAAGUUAAUAUUGUGUUUUAAUCCAUAACUAAAUCUUAUUUUGAUUUAUGUGGAUGGAGAAUUUUUGUCUGUAUAUUUUCAAUCAUUCCGUGCCUCUAUGUCAUGUGCCAACAUAAACUAGAUCUGUCUUGGGAUUUCAUUACAAGGCCUCUGCUUUGAAGACAAUGUUAUUUGUGAUGUUAUACAAAACACAGUAAUUACUGUUUACUGAUUUAUGUCACAUUUUUAUUUUCUGGCUGUGAGAAUUUAUUUUUAUUUUGACAUACAUAUCGAUGUUUUUUUUUUCUAACUAAGCAUACUCUUUACCUUGUGUUAAA